CUCUCACACACACACACACACACACACAGCCUCACAGCGCGCGCGCGAGACAGAGACAGAGACAGAGCGAGAGCGCGUGUGUGUGCGCUCGCGGUAAACGGGCCGCGGCUUCGCUCGGACAUCACACGCGCGCGCACAAAGAGGAGCGGCGCGUGGAUGUUAGCGUUUCCCUCCAGAGCAGCUCUCCAAGUGGCUCGUGAGUGUUGGGCAGCAUGAGACUCCUUGUGCUGCCGUGAUCAGAGCCAGACGAGAGAUGAACCACUCCGGCCUCUUCCUCUUCCUCCUCUGUGCGCUGCCGUGCGCCCUGACCACCACAGACAAGAGUGUGGUCAGCAAAGAGGAAUAUUACAGUGCCACGGUGAACGCCACAGUGCUGGACAGCAGGGGCAACCCAAAGCGGCUGAUAUCCAAAGACGACGGCCGGUACGGGCAGAACUCACCCAAAGCCGAGGCCAAAGGGAUUGUAGUGACGCCUGUAGCCGUCAAUGGGGUUGUGGACAUGCAAGGCUGUUGUCCAUACACCCGUUUUAUGGUUCCGCCAAAGACCACGCACUGGGUGGCCCUACUACAGAGGGGGAAAUGCACGUUUAAGGAGAAGAUCCUGAAGGCUGCUGCUUUCAAUGCCUCUGCUGUGCUAAUCUACAACAACAGCUCCAAAGAGGACACUGUCACGAUGGCCCACGAAGGAACCGGAGACACAGUAGCUGUAAUGAUCACAGAGUCAUUUGGGAAGGAGAUCCUAUCUAUGCUGGAGCGGAAUGAGACGAUAUUGGUGUCAGUGAUGGUGGGUCAGCGCGGUCCACCCAAGAACAUGAACCGCGGAUCCCUGGUGUUUGUCUCCAUCUCCUUCAUUGUCUUGAUGAUCAUCUCUUCUGCAUGGCUGAUCUUCUACUUCAUCCAGAAGAUCAGAGACACCAGCGCCCGGGACCGCAGCCAGCGACGACUUGGGGAUGCUGCCAAGAAGGCCAUCAGUAAGCUGACCACCCGGACAGUAAAGAGAGGGGACAAGGAAACGGACCCUGAUUUCAAUCACUGUGCCGUGUGCAUAGAAGGCUACCAGCUAAACGACGUGGUCCGCAUUCUACCAUGCAAGCAUGUCUUCCAUAAGAUGUGUGUGGACCCCUGGUUGAAUGAGCACUGUACUUGUCCAAUGUGUAAACUCAACAUCCUCAAAGCUCUGGGCAUCAUGCCCAACCUGCCAUGUGUGGAUAACGUGGCAUUUGAUAUGGAGCAUGUGUCACGCAGUCAGAGUUCCAGUCAGCGGGGGGCGCUGGUGGACCUAUCGGAGAGCGUCAGUCUGGAGCCGCUGCGGCUCUCCAACUCCACCCAACUGCCCUCCGACUCCGAAAUGACCACCCGCAGCGACAUCAACAUUGCAGUGACCAGUAGCCAUUUCUUCAGCCGGAGCUCUGGCUCCCCCCGCAGCGUGGUGUGUGAGAUGGAGCUUCCUGAUAUCCAGGCGUCUCUGGACAUGUAUGAUGAGAACAAGUCAUGAGGACACGCCUCCUUGUGACCUUUUCGCCCCCCUGUGCCCUUCCCAAGUCCCAGCCUGAGGGGGCAAAUACUUUCCUACUGAAACCAGAAGUUUGGACAAUGACAACAAUGACAAUGGCGACUGAUUUUACUGUUGGAGAAUGUACUUCUGACCAGAGGGUUUGGGCUGGACAUGAAAACCCUCCUUAUACUUCCAGACCUUUUUUCUUUCUCUCUUUGACGUUCUCAGACUCUCUUUUUAGAGAGUUUGUUCAUUUCUUUGCUCUUUUCGAUUCUGCUGCUGUUGUCUGACUGAACCUGUUCCAUGUACGUUCUCUGCUAAUUGUUUUUAAUGUCUGAUUGCGUAUUUGGUUGUGACGGACAGUCUGGACUGGAGGACAGAUACAUGAGCCACUUUCGUAGCUAAAAGCUUCUGAACUCUUCCUCUAUGUGAUGUGAGCUAAAUGCAGUUUACUGUCCUUCGUGCUGACCAAAUUAGCACUCAAAAUGAAACUUCUAAAGACAAAUCAGCAUUUCUUCCCUUGUAGAACAAAAAAGUAUUUCUCUGUAUAUAGAAAAAGCGUUUUAAACCUGUAUCUAAUGACAAGCCUGGAAUAACUACACCGAGUUCUACUCAGUCCUUUAUAAAGGGGACCUAAUAUAUACACAGUAUGCCCAAAAGUGUCUAGACAACCCUGAUAAUUAAUGGAUUCUGGUACCUCAAGGGGCGACCACUGGUAAGAGCAAUGUAAUCUGUACAGAAAGGCAUUGGCCAUAGAGUAGAACGUUCUAGAGAGGUCACAUACAAGCCUUUGAUCUCUAUAAGCAAUGCCAAGUGUCUAGAGAGGUCUGAGGUCUAACAGUGAAAGGAGCUGCAGCUCUGUUGAAGACCAUUGGAAUGAGUUGGAGCUCUGUCAAACCCCUUUGGGAUGAGUUGGAAUGCUGUUGAAGACCUUUGGAAUGAGCUGGAGCUCUGUCGAACCCCUUUGGAAUGAGUUGGAGCUCUGUUGAAGACCCUUGGGAUGAGUUGGAGCUCUGUCAAACCCCUUUGGGAUGAGUUGGAGCUCUGUCAAACCCCUUUGGGAUGAGUUGGAGCACUGUUGAAGCCUUUGGAAUGAGUUGGAGCUCUGUCUAACCACUUUUGGAUGAGUUAGAGCUCUGUCAAACCCCUUUGGGAUGAGUUUAAUUUAGAGCUCCACUGGCCACCGUUGGGAUGAGUAUGAGUGUUGUGAAGCUCCAUUUGAGAGGUUUGGGAUAUGUUAGAGCUCCACUGACCACAUUUGGAAUGAAUUGGAGUGAUGAAGCUCCAUUGUAGGUGCUUGAGGAAAGCCAGAGUGAUGGAGAUCCAUUAUACACAUCUGGGUUGAGUUGAAUUGCUGAAAUUCCAUUGAAGAUCUUUGGGAUGCCACUCAACUGACCUUCGUCACUCAAUACUGUACCAAGAACUUCAGUGGAGCGCCAUAAAAGUUCUUGGGAUGAUAUUGAGUAAUGAAGCUCAGCUGAACACUUUUGUAACGAUGGGGUGCCAUUUGUGAUCCACACUGCAAACAAAGUGAUAUAUUGACAACUAAAAGCAUCUUUAAUGUUGGUAAUAUAACUAAUAUUUAUCAUUAUAUUGAGAUGGAAGAGCUUUGCAAAUGUAUAAAAGUAAAAAUGUAUUUUUUCAAUUGGUUGAAUAAUCGUAUAUUAUUCUUAGGAUAGUGAAAUAAUAAGAAAAAUUAGUAGACGUUUGAAAUGGUUUCACUUCCAAAUAUAUUUUUUGCAGAACUGGUCAUCCAGCCUCAGUACUGGACCUCACGAACUCUCUUUUGGCUGCCGUCAAAUCCUCACAGCAAUGAUCCAACAUCUAAUCAAGGCUUUCCAGCAGAGUACUGUUACUGCAGCAAAGGGGGACAAAUUCGCUAUUAAUAGCCUCAUUUCAGAAGAAAAACAAGCAUAAACAGAUGUCUGGAUACUUUUAGACAUAAAGUGUAUAUGAAUAUAUCCAGUAUUUGCAUAUAUAUAUAUAUAUAUAUAUAUAUAUAUAUACACAUAUAUAUAUAUAUAUAUAUAUAUACACAUAUAUACAUACAUACAUAUAUACAUACAUAUACAUACAUACAUACAUACAUAUAUAUAUAUAUGUGUGUGUGUAUGUAUAUAUAACACAUCUAUACAUUCAUAUAUAUCUCUCAAGUGACCUCUUAGCACUGUUUGUCUCUCCUGGACCUUGUCGCUUGUACUCUUUGGUCUCUUGUGUCUGGUUUGUUUUUUUUUUUGUUGUUUUUUUGUUUUUGUUUUUUUUUUUGUAUUUUGAGGGUGAAGAUCUGUGAUCACAAAGCAGCCUCACAGUCAGGGAACUGAUUCUGGGUCACUAUAGCUUUUUUUUCUUUCUUCCAGACAGGUACAAUCAGUAGGGGUGGGGGGAUGGGGGUUAGUAAUCGUGACCCAGGGUUGGUGCUGUGCUCUGGGGCACUCUGUGGGAGCAGGUCCUGCUUUGUGUCGGUGGUGGAAAUGGACGACCUGUGUUACAUUCUGCCUCAGCAUUAAAACUUGUCAUAAUUGC
Molecule: messenger RNA, 4018 nt
Organism: Pygocentrus nattereri (red-bellied piranha)
Lineage: Eukaryota; Metazoa; Chordata; Actinopteri; Characiformes; Serrasalmidae
Gene: rnf130
Product: ring finger protein 130
Exons: 9
Coding region: 254-1495 (413 amino acids)
Source: RefSeq, a predicted model, not a curated record